Molecule: messenger RNA, 981 nt
Organism: Cucurbita pepo subsp. pepo (vegetable marrow)
Lineage: Eukaryota; Viridiplantae; Streptophyta; Magnoliopsida; Cucurbitales; Cucurbitaceae
Product: lectin
Molecular function (GO): carbohydrate binding
Source: RefSeq, a predicted model, not a curated record
CCCCAAGCCAUAGAAUAGACAGUGAGAUAGAAGAAAUGGGGUCAGGGUGGUCGGCAGAGGAGGAUGGGCAGGCGCUGCAGGAGCGGCCAGCGUCUGCAAGCGCUGCCACAGGAAGCGAUGGACAUGACAAAGGGAAGGCGGUGAGCGGAAGCUUGGGCGCAGAGGUAAAGCUGGAGCAUGGCUUGGAAGCUAUCUUGAAAGAUGCAGACUUGGCGUUGGAUAGGUCUUCCUUGGAUAAGCUUCGUGCUCAACUCCAUGCUGGGAUCUUAUUGAACAAAGGAACUAAGAAAUAUUGGUUAGAUAAGGAGUCGAACUGUAACUGUUUUAUGUUAUUUCCAAGAGCUCUCUCCAUAACUUGGGUCCACCAGAGAAAGUAUUGGAGAUGGAAAUCCUUGGAAGAGCUGAGCAAUACAAUCGAAAUCGUUGAACUUAUAAACGUAUGUUGGCUUGAAAUCAAUGGAAAGAUCCAGACAUGUGAGCUCUCACCAGGAGUUUUGUACGAAGCAUUCUUUAUGGUAAUGAUCACAGAUCCAUCCUACGGAUGGGAUGUUCCAGUGAACAUUAGACUUAAGAUACCAGAUGGGAGCAAGAAGGAGCGUCUAGAAGAUUUGGAGAAGAGGCCACGAGGGCAGUGGUUCGAGAUUCCGAUAGGCGAUUUCGUGGUUGACCACAAGAAUGGUGGCGAGAUCGAGUUCGACAUGUAUGAAUAUGAAGGAGGGAUGUGGAAGAAAGGGAUGCUCCUAAAAGGUGUUGUGAUUCGAACAAAGCGGAUGGUUUGAAAAUGAUAAUAUGUGUUUCAAUGAAAGCGUUGCUCGACACAACUCUCAAACUCGAACACGAACUCAAAGAAAAAUCAUGAAUGUAUCACAAGUGCAUAUCUAGUGCUAUUAACCCAUAACCAAAGUUAUCACAUUACGCACUAGUUUCAUAAUUUGAUAAUCUUCAACCCAAGAUGCACCUGGGAAUUGAACUCUGCAUAUC